CUCUCUCCUGCCCUGGGUUUCCUCCAGCAGCUGUUGCCCUGCUUCAGCUGUCUCUGUGCCUUGGCUUUGGUUGGCAUCCUUCCAGCCGCAGCUUCUGGGAGGGGAGCAGUCAUCAGCUGCCUCCAAUCAUCUCUAGGUUUGGCUGUACAUUUGGAUCACCCUUCUCUCAUUCAGACUUUUUUUGGGUAGCAGGUGAGACUGAACUUGGAAGGAAGACAGACUUUUUGGAUUAAGACUGAAAACUCAGGUUCAAACCACUAUGAUGACCUCUGGGAGUUGCCAAACUGCCCCCAUUAUUGCCUUGUUCUGUGUCACAGCAGGUUUCAGAUAGAACCAGGAUGUAGUUUUCUAUGUUGUAAAUCAGAGGGCAAUGCCAGGAAGCUGGUGAAGGCUUUUCUCUCCUCCUCUGCCAUGGAUGACAGCGUGAAGUAUGAAGUGGCCCCCCAGCAAGAUGGGGCUGUCUCCCCUUUGGCUGAUGGAGCCGGCCCUGGGUCCCAGCAGGUAAAGCUGAAGAAGGAGAUCUCACUGCUUAAUGGCGUGUGCCUGAUUGUGGGGAACAUGAUCGGCUCCGGCAUCUUCGUCUCCCCGAAAGGCGUGCUCAUGUACAGUGCCUCCUUUGGCCUCUCUCUGGUCAUCUGGGCUGUCGGAGGCCUCUUCUCUGUCUUUGGGGCCCUCUGUUAUGCAGAACUGGGCACCACCAUUAAGAAAUCUGGGGCCAGCUAUGCCUAUAUCCUUGAGGCCUUCGGGGGACUCCUUGCCUUCAUCCGACUCUGGACCUCCCUCCUCAUCAUCGAGCCCACCAGCCAGGCCAUCAUUGCCAUCACUUUUGCCAACUACAUGGUGCAGCCCCUCUUCCCGAGCUGCUUCGCCCCCUAUGCUGCCGGCCGCCUGCUGGCUGCUGCCUGCAUCUGUCUCUUAACCUUCAUCAACUGUGCCUAUGUCAAGUGGGGAACGCUGGUACAAGAUAUUUUCACCUAUGCUAAAGUAUUGGCUCUGAUUGCGGUCAUCAUUGCAGGCAUCGUUAGACUUGGCCAGGGAGACUCCACUCACUUUGAGAAUUCAUUUGCGGGUUCAUCAUUAGCAAUGGGUGACAUUGCCCUGGCACUCUACUCAGCCCUGUUCUCCUAUUCUGGCUGGGACACCCUCAACUAUGUCACUGAAGAGAUCAAGAAUCCUGAGAGGAACCUGCCGCUCUCCAUUGGCAUUUCCAUGCCCAUUGUCACCAUCAUCUACAUCUUGACCAAUGUGGCCUAUUACACUGUUCUGGACAUGAGGGACAUUCUGGCCAGUGAUGCUGUUGCAGUGACUUUUGCAGACCGGAUUUUUGGAAUCUUCAACUGGACAAUUCCACUGGCAGUUGCAUUAUCCUGUUUUGGUGGUCUUAAUGCCUCCAUUGUGGCUGCUUCUAGACUUUUCUUUGUGGGCUCAAGAGAAGGGCAUCUCCCUGAUGCCAUCUGCAUGAUCCAUGUUGAGCGGUUCACACCAGUGCCUUCUCUGCUCUUUAAUGGUGUCAUGGCACUGAUCUACUUGUGUGUGGAAGACAUCUUCCAGCUCAUUAACUACUACAGCUUCAGCUACUGGUUCUUUGUGGGGCUCUCUAUUGUGGGUCAGCUUUAUCUGCGUUGGAAAGAGCCUGAUUGGCCACGUCCUCUCAAGCUCAGCCUUUUCUUCCCCAUUGUCUUCUGCCUCUGCACUAUCUUCCUGGUGGCUGUUCCGCUUUACAGUGAUACUAUCAACUCCCUCAUCGGCAUUGGCAUUGCCCUCUCAGGCUUGCCUUUUUACUUCCUCAUCGUCAGAGUGCCAGAACACAAACGACCUCAUUGCCUCCGAAGACUUGUGGCGUCUGCCACAUGGUACCUCCAGGUUGUAUGUAUGUCAGUUGCUGGAGAGAUGGAUUUGGAAGAUGUGGGAGAGAUGCCCAAGCAACAAGAUCCCAAAUCUAACUAAAUACCACUUCGAGUCCUGGGAUGUAGAAAGCAGGGGCUUCUUGUCUCCUACUGGCUGGAACCAAGGAAGUUAAAAGGAUAGAUCACUUCUUUGGAGGAACCUAUCCAGAAACCUGGUCUAGGCAGCUUCAACAACCUCUGAACUUGCUUUUGAGAUAUGGAAAGUAAUUUAUUUGUUUUGCUACAUAUUGUUCAGGUUUUUUAAAAGGAUGGUAAUGCAGACUGGUGGGAAGUAUGUCAGAUGUGGGUUUGCUUGUUCUAGUAGCACAUUUCCAGGUGUUAAGAUAAUCUUUCACUCUGGGUUGUGCCUACCCUCACGUUUUUCCCUUUAAAAUGGCCAGUAAUGCUCCAAACUUCCUGUCUCCUUUAGAGAGACAUGAAACUGUCAUAGGUGCUAAACAAUAAAAGAGAUA
Choloepus didactylus (southern two-toed sloth) is the source of this 2359-nucleotide messenger RNA. It is a transcript of the gene SLC7A7, whose product is annotated as solute carrier family 7 member 7. Bases 412 to 1947 code for a protein of 511 amino acids. The record is from RefSeq and is a predicted model, not a curated record. Lineage: Eukaryota; Metazoa; Chordata; Mammalia; Pilosa; Megalonychidae. The transcript is spliced from 11 exons. Gene Ontology annotation, molecular function: L-amino acid transmembrane transporter activity; basic amino acid transmembrane transporter activity. Gene Ontology annotation, biological process: amino acid transmembrane transport. Gene Ontology annotation, cellular component: membrane.